Messenger RNA from Rhodofomes roseus, 1191 nucleotides. RefSeq lists its product as uncharacterized. Bases 1 to 1191 code for a protein of 396 amino acids. NCBI's taxonomy places the organism in Eukaryota, Fungi, Basidiomycota, Agaricomycetes, Polyporales, Fomitopsidaceae. The transcript is spliced from 4 exons. The record is from RefSeq and is a predicted model, not a curated record.
AUGGUGGGCAUGCUUAAGAGUCAAGCGACCACCGAAUCGGUUACAGAGCCAGACAAGCCUCUCAGCGAGAGUCCGAAAGGCUCGGUCGCAUCCCUCCCUGCUGCUGAUUUCAGCGAGGAUGCCAAGGUGGCAGAUGCCUUGAGGCGCAAGCUCGAUGACGCGAACGCGGCACUGGCGACCAAGGAGAAGUCCGUGGCAUCUCUAGAGGAGCGCGUCAAGGACUUGAGUGCUUCAUUGGGAAGCGCUCGCGCGGAAGCCGACAAACACCAAUCCACCCUCUCCGAAUCAGAGGAGACGAAGGCCGCUGUGCAGAAGGAGCGCACCGAGCUACAGGAGCGUCUCAGCGGUGCAGAAGCCGAGAUUGAGCGGAGCCGUGUCGAGCUGGAUGCUACGCGCCGUGAGCUCGAGACAGCCAGAUUAGCCUUGGCUGAACGCAUGGCAGACCUAGAUGCCGAGCGGAAUCACCGGUCGACGGUCGAGUCCGAACUGAAGACCGUGCAGCUCGAGUGUGAAGUCCUCCAGGAGGCACACGCCCAAGCUCAGACCGAGGCAGAGACCAAGACCGCCGACCUGGAGGAGCUCACCGCUCGCAUCGAGGCGUUGGAGGCGAAGUUCGCUGCUCUCCACGCUGAGCAAGAGGAGAAGUCAGCACGGGUGGACGAGCUCGAGCGGCAGCUUUUGGAGGCGCAGGUCUCCUACGAACAGUGCGCUCUCCAGCGUGAUUAUGCCCAAGACCACGUUCGGGCUCUUGAGCAGCGCCUCGCUGAGGUGACGACUGCGUUGCAGCAAGCAGUCGAGGAGGUCGGCAGAAAGGAGGAGGGCAUCCACGCCGCCCAGGAGGUGUCCAGCUCGCUGGCCAAGCAGUUGCAGGUAGCUCGUUCGAAGGCCGAGAAGAGCGAUGCGGUCAACCACUUCCUCGAGAUCGAAAUCCAGGGUCUGCGCUCGCAGCUCGAGGAGUCUCGCCAGCGGACGGAAGACGCGGAGCACGCCCUCGACGACGCGCGGCGACGAGCAGGGUUGGACAAGCAGGUCAACGACGCGGCAAACAUGCGGCUCCGGAACGAGCUCGCAAACGCCCGCGUUGCAUACGCGACUGUGCGAGAACAGUUCCAGGUCAUCGGGCGCCACGCGACUGACCUCGAAGCUGCAGCACGGAGACACAUGCAGGAGACGGGCUGUUGCAUACAAUGA